Molecule: messenger RNA, 942 nt
Organism: Heterobasidion irregulare TC 32-1
Lineage: Eukaryota; Fungi; Basidiomycota; Agaricomycetes; Russulales; Bondarzewiaceae
Exons: 3
Coding region: 1-942 (313 amino acids)
Biological process (GO): rRNA base methylation
Cellular component (GO): cytoplasm
Molecular function (GO): rRNA (uridine-N3-)-methyltransferase activity
Source: RefSeq, a predicted model, not a curated record
AUGGCAAAAAACAAGAAAUCCUCGCUCAAAAAUGCUCUUUCUUCUCAGCAGUCGAGGCUCAAGAAAAAGCAGGAGGUGAAGCAGGCCGUAGAGCAUCAGGCUAUGAAGAGCAAGAGCAAAACAAAAGCCCCGCCGCAACGCCCGACGAUUCCAUUUUUGCCGACGGACAGGAUCCUAUUGAUUGGGGAGGGAAAUUUCUCGUAUGCUCUGGCCCUCGUCCUUCAUCCUCCUCUAGGCCUUGAGCAUCUUCCCUCUGAAAACGUUACGGCAACUGCCUACGAUUCGGAAGACGAGUGCUAUACGAAAUAUCCCGAGGCUAUGCAAUACGUGCAAACUUUGAGGGAGAAGGGUGCUCAGAUUAUGUUUGGAGUAGAUGCGACAAGGUUGGAGAGGUGCUCUCCACUGAAGGGCAAGCGUUAUGAUAGGAUCGUCUGGAAUUUUCCUCAUGCUGGAAAGGGUAUCACUGAUCAGGACCGCAACGUCCUCUCGAAUCAAACUCUUCUUCUUGGAUUUUUCCGCUCCGCUGCGCAAUUUCUGAGACCCGGCCCUAUACCUCAAGCAACAAAACCCCGAAAACGCAAGCGGGCCCCCGACGAGGACGACAGCGAUCCGCCGACCGAGGACGAAUCAGAGAAGGGCAAUACUGGUGCGCGAGGGACUGUCCUUGUGACGUUGCGAAACGUUCCGCCGUAUACAACAUGGGAUAUUCCAAGAUUAGCCAAGAACCCCCCUCCCCCACAUACCAUCAAUGUCAAACCAAACCCCCCUUAUAUCAUCGUAAGAUCGUUCGCAUUUCACAGAAGUGAUUGGCAAGGAUACGAGCAUCGUAUGACGAAAGGAGAGCGUGCCCACGGGACAGGUACCACGGGUGCAGGAGGUGAAGAUAGGACAUGGGAAUUCUGUCUCAGAGACUGGUACACGGUGAAGCAAUUAGCUUUGUAG